Molecule: messenger RNA, 1719 nt
Organism: Brugia pahangi
Lineage: Eukaryota; Metazoa; Nematoda; Chromadorea; Rhabditida; Onchocercidae
Source: the annotation of a GenBank genome assembly
AUGUCACUGUUGUGCGUCACCAUCCGAAAGGCACGACUUCAAGGAUCGCAAGAUGAAUUCAAUUCAUAUGCUGUAGUUAAAUUACAAAAUGUUAAAUCGACAACGAUAGCAGUAAAAGGCAAUCAACCAUGCUGGGAGCAAGAAUUCAUCUUUGAAACAAAUCGAAUUGAUAAUGGUAUGCUAUUGGAACUUUGGAAUAAAGGUGUCCUUUGGGAUAAACUUCUCGGUGUGCAUUACUUAACAUUAACAUCGGUGCAAUACAGUAAUGAAGCAGGUCCUGGCAAGUGGUUACAAAUUGAUCAAGAAUUAGAAACUCGAAAUGGCCAAACGGUUGGAACAAGUCGUCCAACUGGGCACUCAAUUUUAGUUGACGUACGCUUCGAACUGCCAUAUGAUGCACAAGGUGCUAAUGCGGAAGAAUUGCAAGAAAAACUGCAAGCAUUAAAUCGUCUCAUUGAAAUUGGUGAUCACUGGCAAGAAGAACGUGCUCCAUUAAUACGUUCUGGUAUUUCGGAAGAUUCUGAUUAUACAUCAGAUGUAUCAUUUCCUGUCCAUCAUCCAAAUAGUUCGGCACAUCAAUGGUACAGUCAUUUGCAUCAAAAUAAACGACACCAACGACAAUACGACAAAAAUCUUUUACCAUUUGAACAGAUAUUGCAGGCAAGUUAUGAAGAUGAAGAAGAUGCCUAUCGACAACAAUUCUAUUCAGAUGAUAACGAACAAGUUCAAAAAUCAACUGAAUAUUAUGAUGAUAUGCUUGGUUAUUCAACGGAAGUAAACGCUUCGCUAUCACGUCAUCAGUAUUCACGUGAAACCGUAAGACAAGAAUCUAUGUUACGUAAUGUUUAUAAUAUUGAAAAUAAUGAUGAAUAUGAUCGUUCGGAGAGAAAUCGGAAUAGUUUAAACUAUGAUAAUGAUUAUCAUGAUAGACAUUAUUAUGAUCCAGUUGAACAAUCAGAUGAUUACUUUCAACCCAGUACAUCUGGUGAGCAAUAUCAAAGUGAUGAAUAUCAUAAUGAUAAUGAAGCAAGAGAACAAUGGGAUGAUGAACAAAAUAUGGAUUGGACCGAAGAGCAAGAACCAUUAUCAUAUAAUAGUCGUCCACAACUAAUACAUCAAAAAAUGUUUCCAAUGCGAAGGCAUUAUCAUGACGAUGAUGAUGAUGAUGAGGACGGUGAUGAUGAUGAUGAUGAUAAUGUCGAUGUUGAUGAUGAUGAUAAUGAUGAUGAUGAUAAUGAGAUUUGGCAUGAUUAUUCGACAGUAAUGCAGAAUAAAUCAUCUACAUUAACAAAUCAAUAUGAUAUGCCACCAACAGAAUCAGAACAUGAAUCAUUAGAUCAUCCUGAAAUGAAUCAUUAUUAUAUCAAUGAUUUAAAUAAUCAUCAAUUAAAUUUCACUAAUCAACAACUACCGAAUGGUUCAAUUAAUAAUUUUGAUCAAAUGCGAUAUGAUCAUAACAAGCAAUAUUCCAUCAAUGAAAAACAAGAAAUAAGGAAUGAACUUAAUGAGGCGCAAUAUUCAUUUGAGCGCCACAAUAAUGACGAAAUGCAAUCGAAGAUAUUAAAAGUGCAAUUUACAAUGGAUGAUAAUCAGCAAAUGAAUGAAAUUGAAAGGAUUAAUGAAGCCGAAUUGAUAUUAUCAAAAAGAAAUUAUAAAAAUUUAUGGCAUAAAGCUUAUGAGGAUACAUGUCGAAUACUUGGAAUUAAGGUUACAUUUUGA